GGCGAGGCAGAGACUUUCGUUGUCAGUGUCACACACACAGAACACAGUUACUAUUUGAGCGUUGGGCGGCAGUGGUGGUAGAAACUAGAAAGAAAAUCAAGAAUAUGGGAAAGCGAGAGAAGAAGCAGAGGCACCAACAAAGGAAUCCUCAUCGAGGAGCCUCUUACUAUGCUGCGGAACAAGACGAUGACUAUGAUUACCAGCUAAGCCUACCCUCUUCUUCUUAUUCCUCUGAUUCCAAGCCUUCUGUUCCUGAAGAAGAAGAAGAAGAAGAAGAAGAAGAGGAGGAGGAGGAGGAAGAAAAAGAAGAACAAGAACAAGAAGAUGACAAAAAUGAAGAGCACCCAUCAAAGAACGUGCCUUCAAAAUUUGAUCUUUACCAGCAAUCCGUUCAGUCUCCGAAGGGAGACAUUAGCUAUAUGCAGAAGUUUUUUUUGAUGUAUGUGGGUGGGAGGUUGCCUCUCUAUCUCCAAGAAGAUUUUUGUGGAACCGCUCUUCUUAGUGCAGAAUGGGUCCGCAGUAAUUCAAGAAGGACUGCUGUGGGAUUGGAUUUGGACCUUGAGGCUCUAAAUUGGUGCUUGGAGAAGAACAUAAGUAGAGUUGGGGCUGAUGGGUAUUCCAGAAUAUCCCUCUUUCAUGGCAAUGUCUUGCAACCUCUUGAGGCCAAGCUAGUCAACUUUGAGCCUCAAGAACUGAUAAGUAACAUUACACUGCAAGAGGGAAAAGAUGGUUCUGAGACUUGUGCAUUGGAAUCGACUGUGCAAGUGGGAUCUACUGCUGAUGAUAAGUACAUGAAGAGUUUGCCACUGCCUCCUAGAGACAUUGUUUGUGCAUUUAACUAUAGCUGCUGUUGUCUCCAUAAACGUGCAGAGCUGGUUUUGUAUUUUAAGCAUGUCCUUGAUGCCUUGUCAAAGGAAGGUGGUAUAUUUGUGAUGGAUUUAUAUGGUGGGACAUCAUCAGAGCACAAGCUAAGACUUCAGAGAAGAUUUGCCAAUUUUACGUAUGUUUGGGAGCAAGCUGAAUUUGACGUUGUUGAGCGAAAAACAAGGAUUAGCCUCCACUUCCUUCUCCAAAAGCAGCAGAAAAAACUUCGCCAUGCAUUUUCAUACAGCUGGAGGCUGUGGUCGUUGCCUGAGAUUAAAGACUGCUUAGAAGAGGCUGGAUUCCGAUCUGUCCAUUUUUGGCUUCGAGAAAUGCCAGAUACAGAAGAAAUCAGAACUACAGAGGGAUUUGGUGAAGGACGUGAUGUGAAAUAUGAAGAGGUGAAAAGUUUUCAGCAACAAGAUGCUUGGAAUGCCUACAUUGUAGGUGUUGCGUAGCUCAUUGUUUCAAGUAAACGUUAAGGUGAUAUAGCUGUCAUGAGCUGAACUUUAAUAUUUCUCCAUUUCAAAUUCACGAUUCAGAUUAAAUAUCAAAUUUUUAAAGACACCAAGCACAUUUGUUAGAUUGACUCACAUGGGUGAAGAACAUGGUCCAUGGAUUCCCUUUUUUGGAACUUUGUUUUUAUUUGUUUUUGUUGAUAUAAAAAGUAAAAUCCCCCCUCCCUCUGGGCAGCAGGUUGGGGAAAAAAAAACCUUCAUUUA
Quercus robur (English oak) is the source of this 1583-nucleotide messenger RNA. RefSeq lists its product as uncharacterized. NCBI's taxonomy places the organism in Eukaryota, Viridiplantae, Streptophyta, Magnoliopsida, Fagales, Fagaceae. The transcript has 5 exons. The coding region runs from base 105 to 1319 and encodes 404 amino acids. The record is from RefSeq and is a predicted model, not a curated record.